Cryptomeria japonica (Japanese cedar) is the source of this 1289-nucleotide messenger RNA. RefSeq names its product vacuolar protein sorting-associated protein 2 homolog 3. The record is from RefSeq and is a predicted model, not a curated record. The transcript is spliced from 12 exons. Gene Ontology annotation, cellular component: multivesicular body; ESCRT III complex. Gene Ontology annotation, biological process: late endosome to vacuole transport; endosome transport via multivesicular body sorting pathway; protein transport. NCBI's taxonomy places the organism in Eukaryota, Viridiplantae, Streptophyta, Pinopsida, Cupressales, Cupressaceae. Bases 229 to 867 code for a protein of 212 amino acids.
ACAUGAAUGUCGUUGAUCUUUCUUCACAUGGUAAAAGUCGAGGGUUUAGAAAGACGUCAGAAGUGUCCAAAGUAGAAAACUCCAAUAAUGAGAAUGAUAAAAACUAGGAUUGGUCCAGCGCGGAACUAAAUUCCCCCUCUCAAACGGUUCUUUUAGGGUGUGUCUGCUCACGGUUGUGCUUUCCUUCAGAGCAAUUUUUUCGUAUCUGAAGAAGAAUUCAGUGCAAGAAUGGAUCUUUUCAGAAGGAAACCCACGGCUAAAGAUGCCCUCCGCACAAGCAAGCGGGAGAUGGCGGUUGCAACAAGAGGUAUUGAACGUGAGAUUACAACACUGCAAUUAGAGGAAAAAAAACUUGUUGGUGAGAUUAAAAAGACUGCAAAAACUGGAAAUGAGGCUGCCACAAAAAUUUUAGCUCGCCAACUUAUUCGGUUGAGACAACAAAUUGCUAACCUGCAAGGUAGCCGUGCACAAAUGCGUGGAGUGGCAACACAUACGCAGGCUAUGUAUGCCAAUACUUCUGUUGCUGUGGGUAUGAAAGGUGCCAGCAAAGCAAUGGCAGCUAUGAAUAAGCAAAUGGAACCGGCAAAGCAGGCAAAGGUGAUGCAAGAAUUCCAAAGGCAGACAGCACAGAUGGAUAUGACGACUGAGAUGAUGUCAGAUUCAAUUGAUGACGCUCUUGAUAAUGAUGAGGCAGAAGAGGAAACCGAGGAGCUUACCAACCAGGUUCUGGAUGAGAUUGGAAUUGACAUUGCUUCACAGUUGUCAGCGGCACCAAAAGGGAAGAUUGCUGGAAAGAGAGCACAAAAUGUUGGCAGUUCAGAGGUGGACGAUCUAGAGCAGAGGUUGGCAGCCCUUCGAAAUGCUUGAUUGAUGGUGUGCACUUGUUAUGCUGUGCGAUAUUCCCCUUUGUAAAUGGAGAAACAUGCUUGGAGAUAUUGACUUUGACAGUAAUGUGAGGAGAAAGUUGAAAAUGCCUUUCUUUUGUAAAUGAAUUAGCCAGUGGUAUAUUAAUGUUUCUAGCUAGACAAUAGAAUGCAAUGGAUACUUAUUCACAACAUUGGGAUGCCAAAUUACUUCCAUUUAGACUUGAGCAUCAUAAUUUCAAACAUGCUUGGAGAUAUUGAGAGUAAUGUGAGGAGAAGCUUGAAAAUGCCUCUCUUUUGUAAAUGAAUUAGCCAGUGGUAUAUUAAUGUUUCUAGCAAGGCACUAGAAUGUGAUGGAUAUUUAUCAUGUCACAACAUUGGGAUGCCAAAUUACUUCCAUUUAGACUUGAGCAUUAUAAUUUCUCA